This is a messenger RNA of Lycium barbarum (goji berry), 822 nucleotides long. RefSeq lists its product as uncharacterized. The coding region runs from base 1 to 822 and encodes 273 amino acids. The transcript has a single exon. The record is from RefSeq and is a predicted model, not a curated record. Lineage: Eukaryota; Viridiplantae; Streptophyta; Magnoliopsida; Solanales; Solanaceae.
AUGGUUGAUCUUAGUAAUCAUGUUACAAGUAGUGGAAACACGGGUAAUACUCAAGGUUUUGAGGAAUUCACCAUAGACUCGUCACACUCGUUUUAUGUUCAUCCUUCAUAUAGUCCUAGUAGUCAAUUGGUUUCAAUACCUUUUAAUGGGACUGGUUUUGUUCAUUGGCGUAGUAGUAUGGUGACAUCCCUAACUCCAAAGAACAAAUUAGGAUUGAUAACUGGGAAAAUAGCUCAACUUGACACUAAUUCACCUCUGUACUCAUUUUGGGAAAGAUGUAACGACAUGGUGAAAGCCUGGAUCAUUAACUCCUUAACUAGAGACAUUGCUAUUAGUGUAAUGUGCCUUCCCACUGCUAAAGAGGUUUGGAGUGAUAUAAAUGACAGAUUUGGUCAAUCAAAUGGUUCCAAAUAUAUCCAAAUACAGAGGGAAAUUAGUUCAGCCUCUCAAAGUUCCUCUGCUAUUACAACCUAUUUUACAAAGAUGAGAAGCCUCUGGGAUAAACUAUCCUCAGCCUAUGUUAGUCCAACCUGCUCUUGUGGGGCUCUUCCUAAAUUCAUAGAGGAUCAACAUCUAUUUCAGUUUCUUAGUGGUUUAAAUGAGUCCUUUUCAACAGUGAAGAGUGGAAUCUUGAUGUUGUCACCCCUACCCUCUAUUAGCAAAGCUUACUCGCUUCUCCAAUAUGAUGAAAGCCAGAAAGAAUCUCAUCCCAUUGUUCAGGGAUUUUCUGGUGAUUCAGCAUCUUUUUCUGCUACCACUAGUUCAAAUAGGACUUAUAAUCAGAAGGUGAGUUUUGAUCCUAAAAGGAACUCAUCUAGUUAA